GUAAGAUGUGUACUUUGUAGCAACUCGAUACCUUCAGUUACAACUGUUUACCUCAAUAAUUUAUUAGGCUUUCUCAAGUGUUGUCGGCGUGUUACUUUAGAUGUGCCAUAAUUUUCGUGAUCAACCGAAGACUAUUUACUCAGUCAAGGUGUUAAGUGUCUCAAAUAUCCGAGGCGUAGACGCGGAUUCCUCCACACUGACUAAAGAUGACAUCCAAAGGCUUGAAGAGGAAGUUCCCGAGCGAACCCGAGGAGGAAAUAGGCCCAGCGUGGGAGUACCAGCGGCAGAACGUGCUGGACAUCUCCAUUGAGAAGUACCAGCGGGACCUCGCCCUGGUGGAACCGAGCCUGCGGCGGUCCGUGCUCAUCGCCAACACGCUGCGUCAGAUCCAGUCUGACGAGCUCAUGCCAAACCCGGACGACAUGGACAUGUCAACCGUCAUCCCGGCCCAGUCAUCGCCAUCACUACCACCUCCUCCUUUCCAGCCCUCGGUUUCAUCACAACAGCAAAGCAAUUUCGUCCACCAGCCAUCCUUUCCCGUGGUAGCUGACUGCCCUUCGUUAAUGGAAACUGGUGGGAAUGACUGGAUGUCCACUUCGGCUGAAGAGGAGUUCUCCCUCUCCACAGCCAUAUCGUCCAUCCUGAAGGAGCUGGACGGAGAGGGUAUCCAGGAUGUUGUCAGCCAUCAUCAUCAUCACUCCACUGUUGCUCCACAGAGGACUCCCUUGGGCUCGGUAGAGAACGUCCCGGGAGUUCUUGAGAACCGGACCAGGAGCUGGUGGGCCGGGGGCCAGAGGGGAGGGGAGGAGCGUGGGAGAGGGUUUGAGGUCCUCAGUGCCCCCAGUAGUGCGGGUGUCAUGGGUGUGACCCGCACGGCGUACAUACACGACAUGGCCCUGGACAGCCUGCUGUUGGACAUGGACAUGUGUGUGUUUGACAGAGAGCUGGGUGGCCGGGCCUUCUCAAUGGUUAACAACGAGGAGCUGGUGAGAUAUCUGCCUCCUCUCUCUACGUCCAACUCUGGUGUACUUCCCUGUCCGAAUGCUAAGGACUUGCAUGAACUCGAGCACAUUAUGGAGAUUCUAGUGGAGUCCUGAGACCAUAUUGUAGGCAACUGUAAAGGAUGACAAAAAAGUUACACAAAUGGGAGAAAUGCCAAGUAUUUUAUUAUCGAGCCAUAGAUCAACAGCCCCAAUGAAGAUGCCCGUGUUCAUGUCUGUUGAUGUGGUCAGCAGAAGCACAACACUAAGAAUUAUGCACCAUGUUUCAGUGCAGAACUAAUAUUUUGUAUUUUGCUAUGUGUUUAGUUUUGUAAUUACCCCACCCACACACGUAUGGGUAUAUGAGUCAGUAAGGUGUCAUCACUACACUGCAUGAGUAGGCCUAUACUCUCAAGAAAGUUAGGCAUACAUUUACAAAAUGGCAGUCAGUUUAGAAGGGGAAACACUCUUUUCUUUUCACUGAGGGCGGUGGACAGGCAUGAAACUUAGUGCUUAUGGGCCCCUGUGUUGGUAUCCGCUUUUACAGCAAAAAAAAAAAAAAACAUCAAAGGAAUAAUUGGACAUAACCAUAGUGGUUGCAACCCUUUUCAGUAGAUUCAUAUCCAGACGACAAAAGGUACCAUGUGUUCCCUGUUUUCACUGGACACACCAAAUUCAAGGCAGCCGAUAUACUAUUCAUCAAUUGUUUUCUUUUUCAAACCCGUCGAGUGUAGGUCCUACCUCAGUGUUGCUACCAAAGUACCACUGCCUGUUGGUCUGUUUGUCUGACCCUUUAUGUAUUACAGAAAUGUAAUCGUGACUGAAGGAACUCUUAUCUUUUCUAUUGAUGGGGAAUUAUCAUAGUAGGAAGCAACACAUUUUUGAGCUGCACAUGGUGCAUAGAACGAAGUAAGUUACUCUUGAGCCUUAUGUGUAGACUGUGUAAUGACAUGAGAUUACCUGGCCUACCGUACGUGGUUGAAACAAUUUAUAUCCGUGAUCUCUUGUAAGCCUGUUGACAUUUCUUUCUAACAUUCAGUGUAAGACUUGACUUUAUAGAUAUGUUAUAUAGAUAGUUGUUUUUAUUAUUAUGUUUAUUUUCUGCAAAUGCAGUUAAAGCAAUGUUUUAUAUAUCUAGUCUAGCCUUGAUAGAUUAUAAAGAUUAAUCUAUUUCAGUUGACUUUGCCUUUAUUUUAAGUUAAUUUUGCCUUAUUCAUGUAUUUGUUGUUGCAUUUAUUUGUUGUUGUUUUUUUACAUUAAUUAUUGUAUUUUGUUCGUGGCAUUUACAACCUAUUCUCUGAUGUACCUGCCUACAUAUUUUUUUUUUUUUACCUUUACUAGUUUGGCUGUUACGUUUUGGAAAUGCACUUUGCUGUCUGGGUGACUGGGUUGGGUCAUUUUUGUAACAGAAAGAAAAACAUUUUGUACUUUGAUAUCAAAAUAUGGUAUACAGGUUAAUGAAAUUAAAAUUUAGAAAGCAUAAAUUCUAAUGGUUGCCAUUUGUAAUGGGCUGUAAUGACUUCAAUAUGUUUGUAAAAGUAUAAUGAAUUACAGUGAAUUGUUGAGAUUUAAUGUGAAUUCAAAUAAGGCUAUUUAUUUUGUACAAUACUAUCAACAAAGUGAACUCCUCAUUGCGUAGGCUAGAUUGUGAACUGCAAUGUGAUGGAAGUGAAUAUGCAUCUGUAAUACACUGUUACUGUUGCUCCUUGAAGGUGUGAGUGGGGAGAGAGUAAGCAAGGCAAAUGUUGUGCAAGUCAUACCAUACUGUAUAUGUGUGCAUUUGCCUGAGGUUAGACUGAAUGACUUGCUUUCCUCUCAGUUGCUCUCUCUCUCUCUCUCUCUCUCUCUCUCUCUCUCUCGUAUUUGCUGUGUUUGUGACUUUGCCUUAGGGGACUGAAAAAUGGUCUCUGUGAAUUAUGUCUAUGCAAACACUUCUGUUUUUUUUAAUGUAACAUCCAUAAUACAUUUUAUAAUGCAUCAUCUUUGUGCAGGGGAUUAUUUGAAUCUUGUGU
This is a messenger RNA of Engraulis encrasicolus (European anchovy), 2992 nucleotides long. RefSeq names its product SERTA domain containing 3 (gene sertad3). Gene Ontology annotation, molecular function: transcription regulator activity. The transcript is spliced from 2 exons. The coding region runs from base 207 to 1097 and encodes 296 amino acids. The record is from RefSeq and is a predicted model, not a curated record. Gene Ontology annotation, cellular component: nucleus. Lineage: Eukaryota; Metazoa; Chordata; Actinopteri; Clupeiformes; Engraulidae.